Xylona heveae TC161 is the source of this 510-nucleotide messenger RNA. RefSeq lists its product as hypothetical. The record is from RefSeq and is a predicted model, not a curated record. The coding region runs from base 1 to 510 and encodes 169 amino acids. The transcript is spliced from 8 exons. NCBI's taxonomy places the organism in Eukaryota, Fungi, Ascomycota, Xylonomycetes, Xylonales, Xylonaceae.
AUGUCUGGAUUCCCGACCCUUAAGCCCGCUUUCACCGUUACGGUCGAUAUCGCGCCGCCAGAAGUCCUUGCCAAUGUCUCCAAGAGUGGUGCUCCGCUCAACGUCGUGCCCAUGACUGCCGGCACUGUCAAGAGUGAGCCUGGCUUCGAACUAGCCCUUGAUGCUACCUUCAAUGGAACCGGCCAUGAUUUCAUUCGCCAGGACCCCUCUGGCAAGCAUCUUCGCCUGGACGUUCGGUCCACAGUCACAAACAAGGAUGGCGCUAUUAUCGCGCUCUACUACACUGGUGUGGUUGCCAUAACACCCGGCGUUGCUGCUGCCCUUAGCGGUGCUCCAGAUGCGAAGACUACAGACUAUGGUGACUCUUUCACACACUUCACAUUUGAGACCGGUGCAGAGCACCUUAAGGCCCUCGAGACGAGUGUUUUCGUUGGUGCUGGUCAUUUCAUUGUCGAGCCCGGCAAGCCCCUGGUUGUCCAAUACAAGGUCAGCCAGGUCAUCAAGGGUUAA